AUGUUCGAGCUUACAAAAAUUCUUAUCAAAGAUUUAACCGAGUUGCUGAAAAACUCGGACGAUUAUAACAUAAAUAUUAUCGCCGGUGAAAACAGAGACAUAAAAAGUUUCAGGCUCACUCGUUUAUGCUUCGUGCACGUUCACCGUAUUUUCGACGUGCAUUAUCAAGUGGCUGGGCAAGAAAAGAAGGUAUUUAUAUACAGGACAGGUGUGGUUGAUCUCGAUCUAGAAAGUGGAGAGAAUAUCUUGAGCUUACUUGUUGCUGCGGAUGAACUCGAAAUUCAUGAAUUAAUUCAUCAUGCGCAAGAUAAUCUGAUGGUAAAAAAGUCAACUUGGAUUCAACAAAAUCUUGUAAAGAUUAUGCAUACCAUUUAUCUUCACGAAUCAUUCAAAAAAAUUAAACGAACUUGUCUUAAAACGAUCAGUGAAGAACCUCACAUGAUUUUCAAAUCUGAAGAUUCCUUAUCUCUGGAGAAAUCAGUGCUUGUAUCAUUGCUCAAACGUGAUGACUUAGCAAUGGAUGAAAUUGAGAUUUGGAAUUCAAUUGUCAAAUUUGGUGAUAUCUCUAGUGAUGAUUACUUUGAAAAAGAUGCAAAGAUGGAAAAUUUAGGUUAUUAUCUUAAAAACUCGAAUCAACAAUUUGCCAAACUACAACCACUCGAUCAGGUCUCUUCUAAUAAAUGUGAUGUGCUUCAGUAUAAAUUCAAACUUCUUUAUCGUGGCAGCCGAGAUGGAUUUGUAGCUACGAGGUACCGACAGUUCUACGGUGCUCAAUAUAAUAUUGUAGUAUUUGUGAAGAUAAACCAAACAGGAAAAAUUAUUGGCGGCUAUAACCCUAAAAAAUGGGAUGAAAACAUUAAUCACAAUAGAUGUAAUAACGCGUCUGAUGCAUUUAUUUUUACCUUCGAUAAAUGGAAGAGAUAUUAG
Molecule: messenger RNA, 927 nt
Organism: Ambispora gerdemannii
Lineage: Eukaryota; Fungi; Glomeromycota; Glomeromycetes; Archaeosporales; Ambisporaceae
Source: the annotation of a GenBank genome assembly